Molecule: messenger RNA, 1215 nt
Organism: Priapulus caudatus
Lineage: Eukaryota; Metazoa; Priapulida; Priapulimorpha; Priapulimorphida; Priapulidae
Product: protein SSUH2 homolog
Source: RefSeq, a predicted model, not a curated record
UUGAACGAGGAAGACGUGAGAGAAGCACUGCUUAGCUACAUCGCUCAGAAUUGCUGCUACGGCAAGGGCACCGCACGAGAAAUGAGGAUCAAUGAAAUCAAGCUCACCAGUGGCUUGCAUUAUGUGUUGGAGUCGUAUUGCGAGAAGAGAUUGUCCAGCUGGCACCAGGAUGCCUACACAGGUCAGCUCAUCGAUGGACCGCAUAACGGACAUCCCCCAUCUGUUUGGCAAGUUCCGUGCACGGCUUCGAAUCUUUUUGCAAACGAGUCGAAGUAUGUUGAGGUGCCUCACACUUGCACAGUAAUGCCGUGCCACCUGUGUCACGCGAGUGGCUACAACCCAUGUCAUCAGUGCAUGGGUCGCGGCUGGCGACGGUGCUCCUCCUGUAGGGGAUCCGGACGUGGCAUGCACUCUACCAACAGCAGCGGAAGCAGUCACUGCAUCAGUUGCCAUGGCCACGGGAUGAAGAAGUGUCACACAUGCCAAGGAGAAGGGAUGAUACUGUGUGUGGUGUGUCAGGGCUACAAGCAAGUGCGCAACUACAUCCGCCUGAAGAUAGAUUACACUAACCAUGUCAGCGAGUAUGUCAUAGAAAGAACUGAAAUGCCCGACCACCUUAUCAAAAAUGUUGAGGGUCAGGUGAUUCUCCAGCAGCAGUUUGCAGCGGUGUCACCACUGAUUGGCUUCCUUGAUGGAGAAAUGGUUGAAGCCUCUAUAAAAAUGAUAAAUGAUGACAAAGCAUCUCAUGCAAAUGAGUAUAUUUUGCAGCAGCGCCAGACUUUACGCGCCGUUCCUGUCUCGGAGGUGCACUGCAUGUGGAAGGGCAGUGCUGGUCAGUUCUGGGUGUAUGGCAACGAACGUAAGAUCCAUGCUCCUGAUUACCCAGACAAGUGUUGCUGCGGUUGCUCUGUCCUGUAGUUACAACAAUAUGCCUUUCUUCGUGUUCUUCGCUUAUUAUAUAUACGGAAAUAUUCUUUCUCAUUAGAAAUGUGCUGUUAUUUGCAAACUAUUCAAAAUUUAUAAGUACGGUUUUUGUUAUAUUUGUGGUUAUGGCGCCUGUCACCACAUUGAAAGGCUGCAUAAGCACGGAUUCACGUAGUUGACACGAGAAAUCUUAAACACAGGUUUUUGAGUAAUUUUGCAUUGAUACUGAACAGUAUAAUAUGGUACAUAUUGGAAAUAAUGAGUUUCCAUUUGUGGAACUUUUUGCAGAUA